AUGAGUAUGAGCAGAGACCCCCUUCUGGGAGAUUUCUCUUUCGAGAAAAGCGACAAGAUAUGCUACGAGCCUUCUACAGACUCGACCGAUAGAAAGACUCAAGACUAUCUGAUUUAUUUCUUGCCGGGUAACCCAGGCUUGAUUCAAUACUACCAACCUUUCUUGUCUAGACUGAAUACUCUGCUCUCCAGCUCCUCUACGACCGAGUCUUCUAGAUUUCACAUUUGUGGCCAUACCCUUAGGGGCUUCGAGUCUGCUCAGGAUGGCAAGAAAACCAAAGCCCCCAGAUACCCGCUUGGACUCGAGCAACAAAUCGAAUCCCAGGAGCAACUUCUUUACAAUCACAUAAAGUCUCACCGGGAACGUACUGGUAACAAUCCCAAGGUCAUACUCAUGGGUCAUUCCGUCGGAUGUUACAUACUCCUUGAGCUUAUUCAACAACAUCGAGGAAAGAUUGAAGGAGAAGGUGAAGAAGACUUUGAUCUCAUUGGCGGAAUCUUGCUGUUUCCUACCAUCACGCAUAUCGCGAAAUCGCCUUUGGGAAUGGUAUUCGGUAAAAUCCUCCAAUUACCGUACUUUCCAGAAAUCGUCGGCACCAUCGCGAAAGCUCUGUCGUCGCUGGUCCCGGAGAGCUUCCUCCACAGGCUUGUCAAGCUAGUGACCAGAUUUCCCGAGUACGCAGCAACAACCACUACCUCGUUCAUCAAAAGCCCGAUGGGUGUUAGACAAGCACUGCAUCUUGCCAAGGAUGAAAUGACAAAAAUCACAGACGAUCAAUGGGACGAAGAAGUCUGGGGGGCUGCAACAAGUAAAGGGACGAACAACCGCGACACGGCAAAUUCGAACCUUACUUUUUACUGGGGGAAAAAGGACAGGUGGGUAGCCACCCAUACCAGAGAUGCUUUGAUAGCAGCUCGGGGCCACUUAUCAAACAGUCAGACUGAGUCUGGAUCGGAAUACUGGAAACCAGUCAUGAUGGUCGACAAUGAAGGAAUGCCUCACGAUUUCUGCACGACUUUACGCAACAGCCAUAGCGUAGCCGGCAAAGUCAAGGGCUGGGUAGAUGGCAUCAUUGAAGCUCAUAGCAAGGAGAUUUCCUAA
Letharia columbiana is the source of this 1101-nucleotide messenger RNA. RefSeq lists its product as uncharacterized. Gene Ontology annotation, molecular function: lipase activity. Gene Ontology annotation, biological process: lipid storage. The coding region runs from base 1 to 1101 and encodes 366 amino acids. Gene Ontology annotation, cellular component: lipid droplet. The record is from RefSeq and is a predicted model, not a curated record. NCBI's taxonomy places the organism in Eukaryota, Fungi, Ascomycota, Lecanoromycetes, Lecanorales, Parmeliaceae. The transcript is spliced from 4 exons.